AUUCGGUGGUUUAUUAUGAAGUUUUUUCAAUCCAUAUUUUUUUGUUAAACAGACACUAAUGCCUCGCGUCAUAGCGGAACUAUGUAUUAAAUUAUAUGUGUAAGAAUUUUUGGUCUACCGAUACACUUCCGGGUUAAUUUUGCAACCUCAAAACACUUGGUAGCUCCUCCAUACUUCCAUGGCCACCGCGGUGCUCGUCGCCGCUGUCGUCGGUGGAGGUGUACUGCUUUUCAUGCGCCGCUUGUUCCCGCGUCAAAACGCCAUGAAGCUUCUCCAGUACCCAGCGGACCUGAUGCGAGGGAAGACUGUUAUCGUGACCGGAGCUAACAGCGGCAUUGGGAAGGCACUAGCCGGGGAGCUGCUGAAGCUCCAGGCUCGGGUCAUCAUGGCCUGUCGGGACCGACAGAGCGCCGCGGAGGCAGCCCGAGACAUCCAGGAACAGUCUGGGCCAGGGCAAGGGGAGGUGGUCAUCAAAGAAUUGGACCUUGCAUCACUGCAAUCGGUUCGUAGGUUUUGUCAAGAAAUUCAAGAGGAAGAAACAAAGGUAGACGUCCUUGUCAACAAUGCAGGCGUCUACCAGUGUCCCUACUCCAAGACAGAGGAGGGCUUCGAGAUGCAGCUGGGUGUCAAUCACCUGGGUCACUUCCUGCUCACUCACCUCCUGCUGGACCUCCUGAAGAGGUCGGCCCCCAGCCGCAUCGUUGUGGUGUCCUCUAAACUGUACAAGUGCGGCCACAUCAACUUCGAUGACCUGAAUAGUGAAAAUAAUUACGACAAGGCGUUCUGCUACAGUCAGAGCAAGUUGGCCAACCUGCUGUUCACGCUGGAACUGGCACAGCAGCUGGAGGGCACGGGGGUCACGGUCAACGCUCUCACCCCUGGAAUCGUGAGGACCGGACUGGGCAGACACGUUCACAUCCCUCUCCUGGCAAAGCCGCUCUUCUCCCUUGCGUCGAUGCUCUUUUUCAAGAGUCCACUGGAAGGGGCCCAGACCCCUCUUUAUCUGGUGUGCUCCCCAGUGGUGGAGGGAGUGUCGGGUAAGUGCUUUGCUAACUGUGAGGAGGAAGAGCUGCUGGCUAAAGCUACAGAUGGACAGGCGGCUAAGAAACUGUGGGACAUGAGCAGGAGGAUGGUCGGACUGGAUGACCAAUGAAGUAUCCCAAGCAUUGCUUAUAAAUAUAUUCAUUAAAAACAUGCUUUAAACUUCUGAUUGGACUGACUUUUUUUGGCUUGUAAUGAACACAAAAGAGGUGUGAGUUUCUAUGUAGAGCUGCUUGCAAAAUGUGCAUGCCUUAGGAAACAAUUGUGCCGUGUGAAAGGUCACUGUGUGUAACAGCUCGUGUUUAUGUAGUGUUAGCAGUAAUGUGGCUCCCUCUGGCGGCUAGAUUAAGAAUUGCACGCAUCCAAUUACAGUAUGUCAGCAAAUACUGUACGAGGAAGUGAUUCUGUUCUUUUGGUAAAAACAUCUCAAAUUAAACUAUUAUUAAUUCAAAUUUUAGUUGCUAGGAAAGUAAAAACAUCUGAAACUAACUUUCUGGACAUGCAUUGGAACGGUACACAGACAAUAUGGAGCUGGUAAUACUGUGUAUGAUGUUUUUGUCCAUUUAUUCUGAGCACAAUUCCUGAGGUUAGUAUUCACUAAUGUUGGAGUUCAGGUGUACUCAACUAAAUUGUUUUAUGUUCCCCC
Molecule: messenger RNA, 1687 nt
Organism: Dunckerocampus dactyliophorus (ringed pipefish)
Lineage: Eukaryota; Metazoa; Chordata; Actinopteri; Syngnathiformes; Syngnathidae
Gene: rdh14b
Product: retinol dehydrogenase 14b
Exons: 2
Coding region: 179-1153 (324 amino acids)
Source: RefSeq, a predicted model, not a curated record